Molecule: messenger RNA, 9332 nt
Organism: Nilaparvata lugens (brown planthopper)
Lineage: Eukaryota; Metazoa; Arthropoda; Insecta; Hemiptera; Delphacidae
Exons: 10
Coding region: 11-9217 (3068 amino acids)
Source: RefSeq, a predicted model, not a curated record
UUCACAGAUCAUGAGCUUAAGAGACAGUCUGGAAAACUCCAAGGAGGACAAGCAUCUCAAAUUUGACAUUGCUGAUGAACCGAGAAAGUCAAUUGAAAAGAUGAAAGAAGACGACCUACAGAAGUUGGAUUCACCAGGUAGGUCUGAAAAACAAAGAAAAUCUAGUGAAAAUAUAGGUGAGCUCAAACUUGGAAAGUUUAAUAGUGGAAAAGCUAGAAAGAAAGUUGAAGAAAAUAAGAAACCAAUGCCUGUUACAAGGCAAGUAAAGAAUUUAAAAUCAAACAAGAGGAAUUUCACAAAUGCUUUUAAGCCAGUUGUAAUGCGUGAUGCCGAAACUAUGACUGAUCUCUUACGAAUUUUUGAAAGUCCUUCAAAAUCUGUGGUUUCGAUGUUUAAAUCGACCCCGUUUCACUUACAAGAGAUUGAGGUUAUGACUGAUUUGACGGGUGAAGAAGUGGCUGAUGAAGUCGGGUUAAAAGACAUGGAAACAACUACUGAAGAUCUGGCCGUAAAUGUUCUAGAGAUGACUAACGAUUUGGAUUACAUGAAUCUGAAACUUUUGGAGGAUGAAAAGGAGAGGAAAAAAUCAGUAGCGGGUGUGGGUGGUGAGUUAGAUCAGAAUAUCCCGGAAGAGUCUGACGGAGUUUAUGGGAAUCUUAUGGAAAGAAUGUAUGUUUGUCGGGGAAUCACUCCUGUUGAAACUAUUAAGCGUGAUGAAGUUGGAAAACAAGUUCAAGAUAAGAAGAAAGUCUCGGAGGUGAAGUUGGAGGAAGUUAAAGAGGAGGAAGUGGUGGGGAGUAAGUUGGAGAAACAGGAGAGUUUGAGAAGCGCGGAUACAAUGUAUUCAACUCUGGAAGAUGAAGAAGGCAGCACUGAUAAUUUAUCGCAGUUGAGGGAUUCGUCAAUGAGGAGUACAAUGAGGGACAGUGUGGAUGCCUCAGAAAAUAUUGAGGAGGAGGUGAACUAUGAAGGGGAUGGUAAUGAGGAGGAGAAGAGUCUUAUGGAGAUCACUGAGGAGAAAAGUGUCAUGGCAAUCACUGAGGAGAAAAGUGUUAUGGGAUUCAUUGAGGAACAACAAGAACCACUCUCAAUCGAGGAUGGGGUAGUUGAAGAUGUGGAGGAAGUAGUAAUCAAAGAGGAGGAGGAGGAGACAGAUAUCGAUGAAAUACAGGAAGGCCUCAUGUAUACAGAGCUGAAUGAAGCUUAUCAUUUCAGGGAACUGUUUGAUGUAGAUGAGUCAGAGGUUUAUGUGGAGGAGAAUAUUAAUUUUGGAAGUGAGGAGGAUAUCUAUAGAGAGGACGUGAGAGGAAGCAACGAGGGAUGGUUUCAUAUCAAGGGUGGGGAAGAGAGGGAACCUGAAGAGUCUGCCACUGAGAUUUUAGUGAGAAGAGCAACCAUGACCGAAGAUACAGGUCCCGCUGUUGAGGGUGAUAGCGAAAUGGAUUUAUAUCGUAGUACCCUUCUAGCUGAAGUUGUAGUGGAUGAAGAGUAUCAAAACAUCACUGAAAAACUAUUCACUGAGGAGGAAGUUGAAGAGUUUCAAGAUAAUGUCGAAGUGUAUGAAGACACUGUAGAAAUUGAUAAAUAUGUAGGGGUGUAUAUUGAUGAUCACAUGGACUUUUACACAGAGAUUGAACUGAACUACCCAAGAUAUGAUGAUGAAUGGGAAAUUCCUAAGGUGAUCGAAGCACUUCGUGAGGAUCAGAGUAUUGGCAAAGUGUUGAAUGACUUUGGUUUGCUUGAAGAUCUUGAAGAAGAAACCCUCCAGAUACAUUUCCGUCCUACUUUUGAAAGUGAUACCAUAGGAAGGCUAGAUUCUUCCACAGUUAGUUUUCUUGAAGAAGCUACAAAAUAUGCGGAACAAAUCACACAUCUGUCUGAACUAGAUGCUGCUACAGCGAAAGUUAGCUCGCAGUUUAGAGUGAGUAUGAUUUAUAAUGAGGAACCCGGCUCUCAUAUUGAUGAGAAAGAGAUUCAAUCCUUACUGAAAAAAGAGGAGAGCUCAGCUAACAUGGAGAACUGGCUCCGGAGGCAAUCUCUUCGCACUGAGAUACUCGACGUCGAUCAAUCGCCCUACAUUGUCAGAUCAGAAAUGGAGUAUGACAGAGAUCUAGAUCUGCAUACUAGAGAGUUUGAGAACUCGGUUGUCGAUGACUUGAAGUUUGGAGUACGCUCUUCCGAGGAAAUUGAAAAGAAGGAAGUGGAAGAUGAUUCGUCAUCUGAAAUGACUGCUAGUUUGGGUUCUAGUGCGGGUAGCAACAUGGAGAUUCUUAGUAAUAACGAGUUCUACCCUAGAAUCUUGGAUGAAGCUAAAAAUUCGUCGGCCCAUUCCAGCACUUUAUCUCUCUUGAAGAAGUUCCAAACUGGUGGGAGGAAACCAAAUAAAGAUGAAAGCGUCUCAAUGAUUUUGUAUAAUGAGGGUGACAAAGACUACUAUGAUGAUGAUGAUGAAGACGAUGAUGAUAGUUCAAUCUCAGAAUCGAAUCAAGAUUCGGUUGAUGUUAUUCUUGAAUUGAUAAGGUCUGACCCAUACGGCAGUUACAUAACACACAAGAUGCUGAAUAUGUUGGAGUAUUUCAAGAAAGUUGAGUUCCAAAACGAAGUCCCCCACAAGUUGAAAGCACUGGAAGCAUUGCUAGUGAAAAAAGCUGCAAGGAAAAAGUUCACUGAAACUUUACAAUUAAAAUCAGCUAAACAUUCGGAAUCGAACAUCGAUAACUACUCAUGUAAACCUGAAAUAUUCAAUGAUUCAGUUUCAGUGUUGGUGUGGAAUAUUUUCAACUGUUUUUUCCUCCCCAUCAGUUCCAAAAUAUCACACCGUAUGAGCUCCUCUCAAACCUCUAAAAGUAGAAAACAAGUAAUCCCUAAAUUGCAAACUGUAAUGGAUGGAACACCAAAGAAAGAAGAGGCUAAACUAACCACAGCCGAAACUGGUUUGAAAAUUAGUGGGAAGGUUAAGAAACCUCUAGCUGGUAGUACUUGGACUAACGUGAUUAAACCACCUGUUAAUGAUGAUGAACUGAACUCUAUUGCAAUACAAACUGGAAGUCCACAAGAAGAUGUUGAAAACAUUGAUGAAAUCGAGAAAAAUGAUGAGUUUGUGAUUGUAAGGAGGUACAAAACUAUGGAAACUCAGACUGAUGUAUCGUUUGUGACAAAAAUCAAAGAGGAGGAAGCUUUGAUUGAGAAAACAUUCGCUGUGCACCACCACACCGCUGCACAAACUGACGAAUUCAGUCCCGAAUUCUUGGAUGAGUCAUUCGAGUCUCGAGAUGGAACUCUUGAUGAGGCUGAGGAGGACGAAUUUUACUGGAAAAAUGUCGAGAAUAUUUUCACAGACGAUUUACUCGUCCAAGAGCAACUAGCCAAGAUAUCUAGUAAAAAGGGCAGGUCGCCCCUAGAGAUUCUCAUAACUGUUGGGAAGGAUGGCAGAAAACUGUUUGCGCCCCUCAGGUCGGAUAAAAGUUUGGAGGAAGCCAUGGAUCCUAGGUUGGAACAGUUUUUAGCGGUGUUGAACGAAACAUCAGUUGCUAAUUUGUUUGAAGAUCUGCUACACCAGCCUUUGAAAUCGGAGAUAUCUAGAGGAGGUAGGUUAUCCGGGGAUAUCUAUCUACAACCUGGCAAGAAGGAAAGUCUGCCCAAUCAAGAUGUGGACAAUAUUGCAGAAAAACCUAGGAGAGUUGAUAGUAAGGGUGCAGGGUCUGUGCUACAAAAAGCUGACAUAAAACAAAGUUCUAGUGAUAUAUUCGGACAAACUUCAACUGAAAAACUUGUAACAGAUCAUGAAUCGAUUUCUGAUUGUGAGGAGAAGGAGAGACAGGACUUGGAAGAGGUGAUAAAGACGGGGAUACAGUUUCUGGAAGCUUCAGAUCUCGAUGAGGAACCAGUAAAAAGACACUCUACCUCGAGUGAUGAGUUACCGAUACUACCAUCUUCAGAAGCGGUUUGCCACAGCAGCCUUGGUAGUUUGCGACGGUUUUACACGUUGAAGUUUCUGGAUAGCCUGGACAAUACGUCCAACUUUUCAAGUGUGAUCACAGUGUCCGAAGUGAAUGACAAUGAAAUUGAAUUUAUGUCUGAUAGUGGAAUGGGCCAGCCGAGACAAGGAGAGCGGACUAUUCUGAAAGGUGGGUUGCAAGAGCAGAAGAAAUCGGUUACAGUAUUCAGGGAAAUUCAGUUGAAGGACAUUCCACCGGUUUACGACACCGAUAAAGAUUUCCAGCAAAAGGCUGAGGUGAAACCCAUGAGGAAGUACAUAUCUUUCAGACAAAAACCUCGGAGACCGAAACCUCUUCUUGUGAAAAACUGGUUGGUGAAAAACGAUCAGGAUGAGUGGAUCAUGGUGAAACAGUAUCAUCUAUUCAAAAAGAUACAUAACUACCCUGAUACGUAUGGAUCUAUCGAUCGAAUUUCAAAAGAUGAGGAAGUUGACAGGCAAGAAAAUGUAACUAUCGGCGGUAAUCCUAUUCGUGGUGUUUUGUUUUCAUACUUUUUCCCCAAAAGUGUGUUCAAAUAUGGAAUAAGUAGAACCGAUAGAGGGAAUAUCGAGUACUUGAGACGCAGUGAUGUAGCUUGGAGUAGGAUAGCGCAGAAAAACCCUGAACGUGACCCCUAUCACAGAAACAACGCUUUGCCACUAGGUUUCACAAAGAACUACUUGAAAAUUGAGAAACACUCGUCAUUAUUACGAUCGCCUGAACACUCGUCCUCAAUAAGUUCACCCAGGAAUGAAUCUAUGGAUUCCAGUUAUGAAUUCGUACAAAUGUUGAAGAUGGAGGGGGAAAAGGUGUCACCAGUUGCAUCCCCGAUCACCAAACCUGAUUUACCACCACCAAUCACUGUUUAUGAGGCGGAAAAGGUAAUGGUUGAAAGGAAAGUAGAUGAAGAAAUUGUUUUGAAAAAUAGAAAUUAUCAGAAGUUUAAAACAGAUGAGCUGCAAAACAUACUAUUAGAACUGGUAAUUGAUAAUUUUGUGAACUAUGACAUUGAUAUCUUUGAAAAAACACUACCUCUACAAGAAAGUGAUGAAGACGUUGAGGGAAAAUCGAAAACUGGUGAAAAUGAAGAAUGCUUUCGACAAAAGUGCAAAUCAAGUACUGAAACAAAUCUGAUGAGAGCUAGUUUAACCUCACUCACUGACGAUGCCAUCAACGAUCUGUCUUUCACUGAAAGUGAACUGCAAGUGAUUUGCUCGCAGACCUUGAAAUCUAAAAGAAUACUUGAACAAGCCGAUGUAAAAUCUUAUCAGUCUGCGGAAGAUAUCGUACUAUCUAAAAGAGAUUUGAAAGAGUUUGUCAAUUUAUUGUCAGGACCCAAGAUAGUGGAAAAUAAAGAUCUAAAUUCAUUUGAAAGUGAUGCUAUUCAUUUCUCUUUAGAAAAUGUUGGUUGUUUGAAUAUGAUAUUUUCAUCUGUUGAACUAGUCGAAGGAGGGAAACACAUUGUGCGAGUUGCAAACCUCAAUCAAAACCAAGUGUUGAAAUUUGUGAAAUCUAUAUUGAGAGAAAUUUAUCUACAUAUUUUGUCAUUGAGUGAAAAGUUCAAUACCGCUACAUGUGUAGAUGGUAACAGCAAAGACUUGCUUGAAGUUGGAAGUGUUCAUAGAAUUGAAACUCUCAGUAGUGGUAUGUUGUAUUUGAAUGAAAUUGUUAAUAAGAUUUCCCUCCAAGAAUUUUCCUCUAAAGAUGAUGAAGAUUUAGAGAGUAAAAAUACAUAUGUAAUCCUUGUAUCACCCAAGGAUUUGGAAAUAAUCAGGGAGAAAUUUGUUGAACGAUCUCUACCACUGGUUAAGCUUUUGGGGAGGAAAGAUUUGUGCAAUAAAUUUCCUUUAGUUUUUACAAAGUCUGAAACUAGCUUACUCAACAUGAUCUAUUUGAAUGAGAAUAUUGGUAAAGUAAGUGAUAAUUUGAUUGAGGAAGAGGUGACCUAUAAAGAUUCUCUGAUCGAUUUGAUACACAGUGUUCAAAAAAGUCUGUCGAAUAAGUUCAGUGAUUCGUCAGUGGUGGAUAUCAGGAUGGCAUUGACUCGAUUCGAGAACGAUUGGAUGAUGAGUAGAAAGUGUAAUGACCAGAAUCCAGAGAAGUGCGCGAUUUCAAACUGGGUGGAAAAAUUGUGUUCCAGUAAACAUUAUUCACAGCCAGACAGAGAGGGUCUAAAAGAAGUAUUGAGGAAAAUUACUAGCAGCAUGGAUCAUCUAGAUAAACUGGAGGAGUAUUUGGAGUCGAAAAAAUACGCCGAGAGAAGAAUCAUCGGUCAAGAUUUGGACGAAAUGGAGUCGGAGGUGGAGGUCUUCGAAGAUGAUGAAAAAACUAGGAAAGCUGUGAAGGUUUUGAAGAACAUCUUGAUCAAUCGUAUUUUGAGUGCUCAUGAUUUACUUUUGCCUACUGGGGUUGAACCUGUUGUUUCGGAAAUUAGUUUUUUGGGUGAAGACAGCGAAAGUUUUGUUGGUUCAAUUGAUUACUCAGAUAGUAAAAGUGGUGAAAUUAGAGAGAGAACCUUGGGGGAUGCAUCAAGUUUUGAUAAUACUGUUGUGAAGAGAGAGACACGUACCUCCUCUCUCUUGAACUCCUCUGAAUGUACUAGCGGUGAGAUCUUUUCCUUAGUUUCGCCCUCGAAGUUUCCGUAUCUGAAAGCACCUCAGUUGCCUUACAUGAGGAAAAUCAGCGACAAAACACGGAUUCUAAAGUUUUUGAGCCAAGAAUGUGAUUAUGAAGCGUUGAAACGGUUGAAGAGCGUCAAACAAAAAAAGAAAACGUCAUCAGUUGUUGAAAAAUGUGUGGGGAAAGUGGAUUUCAAGUUGAUACACUACAGACGGUCCAAGUUCAAAAGGAAGUUGACACUUAUCCGUGAUCGGAAAAUGAUGUACAACACGUAUUUCUCGUACGGUAUCGGUAGCAAACCCGACAAGAGUCUCCCAAUUCUGGGUAAAAAACUAGGGGAUGUUCCACAAGGGGAUGAUUUUUGCAAAGAUGAUGGUAGGUUGAGUAAUUGUGAAACAUGUUUUGAGACUGAACAAAGUUCCCUGUCGAGUUUAAGCAAUGAUCUGAGACAUCCUCUUUUCCCCGAAGAUAGUUUAGAUAGUGUGGAACUUGUGGAUGAUGAAAGAUACAAUGAAGACGAAUGUAAUGCAAAACUGACAAGGAUCAGGGAAGAUAUCAAAAAUGCUAAAAAGUAUACACCUUUGAAAGAAAAGGUAGCUAUGCCGAGAAUUAAUGAAGUGGAUACUAACGAUCUGUCUCUAAAUCGUAUGACAAGUAUUCUCGAUAGAAGAGUGCGACAUUUGAAGAAUAUUGUUACUGGAAACUGGUCUGAGUCUAUGACGUCACUACUAGGUAGUAGUAAAUUGGAAAGUGGAUCAAAUACCUCUUCAAAAACUCUACUGAAUCUCCCAGAAAUCACUGAACCUUGUACUAUACAAUUCGAUAGUAAAACCCCUAAAACUAGUUUCAGUAGAAAAUCUAGUUCCAGUCGUGCUUCUAGCGAAAAUUUGAAACUACCUGCAAUAACUGACCCAAAACCGAAGGAAAAAAGCAUUUCCACGAAGAAAAGCUUCAAGGAAAAGCGUUCGUCGUCUUCGGUGAAAACUGUGCCACUUUGCGUGAAACUUUCAGAAGAGUUUAGCGAACAGAAUUUGGAGAGCAAACAGGUGACUAAGAGAGACAGAGCGAAUUACCGAAUGGUUGCCAGUUUGAAGUGUGAUUAUCAAGUUAGGAGGGAUUUGAUGAAUUUACUAGAGGAGCCGAAAAAGUUGCCUUAUCUGAAGCCUCCCCCUGAAUACACACCUGUGCCUGGCUUUGGGGACCACCCACUGCUCAAGUUUAAGCUGGCAGAGAGUCAUGUGGCUCAAGUUCACAGUUUCAGAAUGGAGAAGGCAUUGAAGAAAGCCCAGUUCUAUAAAUUCUCAAGUGAGGGAGAAACUGAAACUAAUGAAGAAGUGCAAUUUAUGGAUCCCACCAAGUGUAUUACGCAGCCUCCAUGGUUUCCUGUCAGUGUUGUCCCAAGAAUUAUGCAAAAACAAGUACAAUCCCAAUGCGAAAGAUAUAAAGAAACAGUGGAAGAUUGUAUAAGGGAAGCCAAAUCCAUUUAUGACACGAUUAUGUUCAAUAAAGCAGUCUAUGAUAUCAUAAGAGUGAAAGAUAAACCUGACUUUGUACAUAAAGUGAAACUAGAUGUUGGUGGUAAAACAAAGAAUCAUGCUCAGUUUUUGGAGAGAAGAAAACGCAUAAGAGACUUACUGUUGAUUGGUCAUACAUUGCUGAAGCGGACCUACGAUUCAUUAUUGGAAAAUAUUCCACACACAUUUGUAGACUUCACAAGAUAUAGGGCAGAAAAAGAGUACUGGAAUCUUCAAGAACUCACUGAAAGAAUGCUUGAUGAUUUAAAAAAAGGCUGCGAACAUUUUUGUACCGUCUGGUACGUCAGUCUUGAUGAGAAUUUCAGAAAACCAGAAGUUCUGAAAGAAAUGACAUGCGACAAAAUUAAACGGUUCAUGAGACUAUUAUCUCUCAUUUUGUCAUAUGAGAUUUCAACGGCGGUGGAGAGGACAUUGACGAAUUUCACAGAAGUUUUUUGUGAUAAGAUGAAAAUUCCGCGACUCAUGUUCAAAACUACUCUUGAAGCAACUGAAUUCGAUAAAGUGGAUCUCCAUUUUUGUAUUACUCCUGAACUCAAACAUAUUUAUAAAGCUGUAUUCAAAUGUAUGGAUAGUAUAUUCGAUAUCGGCCAAGACCUUCCGAUGCUCUUUAUGCCGGAGUGUAAGCCGAUCAAACGAUAUCACAAAACAAAAAUAAAGUUCAUCCUCACCAAUACACUGGAUCUGGCCGAAAUACCCGUCAAUUUACCAGUACAGCAGAAUCACAGGCUCUAUGCAGAGUGUCAUAAAGCGCUACACGAAAGCCUUGAGGAUAAUUUCAAAACUCUCAGGACUUAUAUACAAACUUUGGAGCACAGUUUUGCAUUCUUGACCUAUUCUCAGUAUGCAACAUCAACUUCAUCGUUCUUGAAUAAUUCCAAGACUACAAAGGAGGAUGUAAUCGAUCUACUUAAUAUUUUCAAAGAUUAUAGCGAUAAAAUCAUUAGGAUGUUGCCAUUUGCCACGUUUAGUAUGGGACUAGUGGAACAGGAAAAAACAUUCAAGUCUUUAAAAGUUUUUGUGGACGAUUACAUUGUAUCAUGUAUUCAGACUGUGAGCAGAUUUCUGAAACACGACUACUACAGGUAAUUAGUGAUUGGUGAAUGAUAUUAUUUGGUAAAGUGAUUGGGAAUUUUUCUUAGUGAUUGAUUAAAUUUUCAGAUCUUAUUGUUAUCAGAGUAGAAAUUGAGAAAUGGUAGGGCAA